UGAGCCAAUUAUGUAUGGUUGUAUCAUAUGGUGGUUCAUGGAAUAACGACAAGUAUGAGGGGGGGGCAUCGUGAAUAUCUCCGUUUUCCAUCAUCGGGCAUGACAUUCAACACAUUAGUAAGUCGGAUUCAAGGGAUUGUUUGUUUAGAUACAAAUAUUUAUGAUUAUUGGAUAUAUUCAUAUAUGAAAACUCCGGAAGAUGAAACUUUGAGAAUCAAGAUACUAGAUGAUGAUGAUUUAAAAUUAGUGAUUGAUUCUUUUCAAGUGCCGAAGAUCUUUGUAUCAGUUGUUCAAAAGAUAAAUGUUCCUUCUUCUAGUUUUGUGAAUAUGUUGAACUCUCAAGUCACAAAUGUGAAUAUGAAACAACCAAUGUUUGAAACGCUACAAAAUCCUCAAAGAAACAUGGAUCAACUUAUUGUGCCUAGACAUGACGUUCAAAUUGAAAAUGUUGCUGCCAAUAAUUUUGAGCGCAUUGCCAAUAAUGUUGUUGAUGAUGAACAUGGUGUUGAUUGGGGUUAUAAUGAGAAUGUUGACAGUUUGGAUAGUUUAGGUGGUGAUGAUGAUGAUGAUGAUGAUGAUGAUGAUGAUGAUGAUGAUGAUGGUGAUGGUGAUGAUGAUAGUAGAAAUAGGCAUAAUGUACCUUCCUUAAGCAGCUCAUUUGUGGAUGUGGAUGUAGAAGAUGACAUUUGGGAUAGACAGAUUGGGCAUGGUCAACAAUGGAUCAUUCCCGGUGCUCUAUAUCAAGCGUCACUUCCUUGUGAGGAAUUAGGAAUAACCAAAGGGUUCAACCGUGAUACACUAUCAGAAGGAUCUACAUUUAUGGAUAAAGAAAGCUUGAAGACUGCACUGGGGCUAUAUCAUUUGGUAAAUCGUGUAGAAUUUGUUGUUGACCGAUCUGAUAAGUGUAGAUUCUCAGUUGUUUGCAAGUAUAGUGAACAAUGCCCAUUCUUACUACGUGCUACAGCGCAUGGGACUGUUUGGAAGGUUAUCAAAUGGGUUGCUCCGCACAGUUGUCAGAUUGACUUGAGAAAUCACGGUCCUAGAACAGUGUCAGCAAGGACGAUAGGAGCAUUUUUUGCUCCAACAUUGAUGAAUGAAGGUGCUGUUUUGAAGCCUAAGGAGAUGCAAGCACAAUUGAGAAGAGAAUAUGGGUUUGUAGUUGAUUAUCAGAUGGCACUGAUUGGGAGGAAUCAUGCUAUCAGUAUGAUAUAUGGAGAUACAGAUAAGUCUUUUCAAUUAUUACCUUCAUAUUUGUAUAUGUUGCAAGAAUCUAACCCCGGUUCUAUUGUUGCAUUACAAACUGACUCUGUUGAUCGUUUUCAAUAUGCUUUUAUGGCUAUUGGUGCUUGUGUAAAUGGAUUUAAGUCUUCUUGUCGUCCUGUCAUAGUUGUGGAUGGCACGCAUUUGAAAGGAAAAUAUAGAGGUAUUAUGUUUGUUGCUGCUACAAAAGAUGGAAAUGAACAGGUGUUUCCAUUGGCUGUGGGAAUUGGUGAUAAGGAGAAUGACAGUUCAUGGAUUUGGUUUUUCAACCAAUUGAAAAGAACUUUUGGUUGCCCUGAUGAUUUAUUGUUUGUUUCUGACCAACACCGAAGCAUCAAGAAUGCUAUUGCUACCGUGUAUCCCGGAAUUCCUCAUGGUGUUUGUACAUAUCAUUUGCAGCAAAACAUAUCAAGAUGGGGUGCUCAUGUGGUUGCUAUGUAUCAAAAAGCAUCCAAAUGUUACCGAAGUCGGGACUUUGAUAAGCAAAUGUCAAAAAUUGCUUUGACUUCUAAGCAAAAUGCAUUUAAGAAAUUGAUGGAUGUUGAUCCAAUACGGUGGUCCCGUAGUAAAUGUCCAGUACGACGGUAUGAGUUUCUUACUUCUAAUUGUGCAGAAUGCUUGAAUGGUCGUCUUAGAUGGGCUCGUAGAUUGCCAGUAUGCACUCUUUUGGAAUGUGUACGGACAUUGAUUGCACAGUGGUUUGUUGAGCGACGUAAUAAAGCUUCGGUGAGAACCCAUAUUUUAACUGAAUAUGCGGCAAAAAAGUUAGAGAAUUCCAUUGAAGAUGGACGGACCAUGGAUGUUCAGCCAAUUACAUCAAUGAAAUAUAAGGUUUCAUGUGGAACAAAGACGUAUGUGGUUGAUCUGAAUGCUAACACUUGCUUGUGUCGGGAAUUUGAUCUUGAUUUGAUUCCUUGCGCUCAUGCUGCCGCGGCAAUAAGUAAAUCAAAACAGAGUUUAUUUUCAUAUGUGUCGAACUACUACACAACAGAGACAUUGCGUGAGAUAUAUUCGGGUGAGGUGAUGCCAAUCUUGCAUCCAGAUGAGUGGUCUGUGCCUGUAGAAGUGAAAUCAAGACAAGUGUUGACACCACCUCAGCCUACACAGGCAGGACGUCCACGGACAAGUAGAAUCGAAUCUAGUAGCCGAUUAUCUAGAGCUUGUUCGAGAUGCAACCAAAGCGGUCAUUACCGUUCCAAAUGCAAAGAGGCCAUUCCAAUAUCACAAGAUGAACACAUUGCUAGUAAUGAGUCAGAAGUUGUUGGGUCCCGUAGGCGCAAGUGUUGUGGCAUAUGUGGUGAAGUUGGGCAUAAUCGUCGAAAAUGUUCAAAAUCUGUGACGUCUUGAAUGAUUUAUGUCAAUUUGUCUAAGACUUUGGAUGUAUGCUAUUUUUACGACUACUCUAGUUUGGAUAUGCUCUUGUUUGUGUUAUUUUUAAGACUGUGGAUGUAAGUUUAUUUUAAGACAUUUUGUUCUAGAUUGCUCUAAUGAUUUGUGACU
This is a messenger RNA of Salvia miltiorrhiza (redroot sage), 2760 nucleotides long. RefSeq lists its product as uncharacterized. The record is from RefSeq and is a predicted model, not a curated record. Gene Ontology annotation, molecular function: nucleic acid binding; zinc ion binding. The transcript is spliced from 2 exons. Bases 28 to 2607 code for a protein of 859 amino acids. Lineage: Eukaryota; Viridiplantae; Streptophyta; Magnoliopsida; Lamiales; Lamiaceae.